Messenger RNA from Oryza brachyantha (malo sina), 2283 nucleotides. RefSeq names its product receptor-like protein 3. Gene Ontology annotation, molecular function: protein binding. The record is from RefSeq and is a predicted model, not a curated record. The transcript has a single exon. The coding region runs from base 97 to 2283 and encodes 728 amino acids. Lineage: Eukaryota; Viridiplantae; Streptophyta; Magnoliopsida; Poales; Poaceae.
AGAACACGUAUGCUUUCAGUUGUUUACAUAUAUGCUCACAGAAUUGUUUCAUCUUUUUGAGAACAUCAGCUACCAUACACAACUUCAAACACUGUUAUGAUGAACGAGACGAUGCAGAAGGCACAUCAUUCUCCAAGGGAAAGCAGCCUAGUGAUACCUUCGUCUGACCUCGCUGCUGCUGCAUUACUGCUGCUGCUGCUUCAGCUGCUCUCCAUGGCCACCUCCACCAUCGCAUGCCUUGAGCAGGAGAAGCGCUCUCUCCUCCAGUUUCUUGCUGGGCUAUCGCAAGACGAUGGCAUCUCCAUGUCUUGGCGGAACGGCACAGAUUGCUGUGCAUGGGAAGGCGUCACCUGCAGUAGAGACGGUGUGGUCACUGAGGUCUCUCUUGCUUCUAAAGGCCUUGAAGGGCAGAUCUCACCGUCACUGGGAGAGCUCACCAGCUUGUCGCGUCUCAACCUGUCAUACAACUCACUCUCUGGUGCCUUACCGGAGGAGCUGAUGUCCUCUGGCAGUAUCGUUGUCCUUGAUGUCAGCUUCAACCGCCUCAACGGGCACCUGCAAGAGCUGAAUUCAUCAGUAUCGGAGAGGCCAUUGAAGGUACUGAAUAUCUCAAGCAACAGGUUUACAGGAAAGUUUCCAUCCACAUGGGAGAAAAUGAGGAACCUGGUUGCAAUCAAUGCGAGCAACAACAGUUUUACUGGGCACAUAACUUACUCUUUCUGCAUCAGCUCACCAUCCUUCGCUGUGCUUGAUGUUAGCUACAAUCAGUUCAGUGGCAACAUCCCCCGCAGAAUAGGCAACUGCACUGCCCUGAGAAUGCUCAAGGCUGGUCACAACAACAUCAGCGGGGACCUCCCGGAUGAUCUCUUCCGUGCCAUAUCAUUAGAGUACUUCUCUUUUCCUAACAAUGGAUUGCAAGGAACAAUUCAUGGUGCAUUGAAGCUCAGAAAUCUAGUUUUUCUUGAUCUAGGGGGAAACAAAUUCAGUGGCACAAUCCCAGAUUCUAUAGGCCAGCUGAAGAGGCUAGAAGAGCUUCACAUGGAUCAAAACAACAUAUCUGGGGAGCUGCCAUCAUCCUUGAGCAAUUGCACAAAUGUUGUAACCAUCAACCUCAGAAGCAACAAGUUAACGGGCGAGCUUGCAAAGGUUAACUUCUCCAACCUAACCAAUCUGCAAGCUUUAAGUCUUUCCUCGAAUCACUUCACUGGCACAAUUCCAGAAAGCAUCUACUCAUGUAGUGAUUUAACAUGGUUGGGAUUAUCUUUCAAUAAGCUUCAUGGUCAGUUGUCAGAGAAAAUACAGAAUUUGAAAUUUCUUACUUUUGUUUCUCUUUCCUACAACAAUUUUACAAAUAUCACAGGUUCACUUUACAUACUCAAGAACUUAAGGAACGUCACUAACUUGCUAAUUGGGAGAAAUUUCAUGCAUGAAGCUAUGCCAGAGGAAGAAACUAUUGAUGGUUUUGAGAAUCUUCAAGGUCUUGGAAUAAAUGAUUGUGCACUGACUGGAAAAAUACCUAGUUGGCUUUCAAAGCUCAAAAAUUUGGAAAUUCUAUUUUUAAACAACAAUCAACUCAGUGGACCAAUACCAACCUGGAUCAGUAGCCUAAACUUCCUUAAGAGUUUAGACAUAUCUAAUAAUAACCUUACGGGGGAAAUACCAAAAGCACUGAUAGAGAUGCCAAUGCUAAAAUCAGACAAGAUUGCAGACCACUCGGACCCAAUAUUCUUUCGAAUACCAAUUUAUGUAAAUCCAUCUCUACAGUACCGCACAGCUACUGCAUUCCCUAAAGCAUUGAAUCUAGGUGACAACAAAUUAAGUGGUGUGAUCCCCAUGGAGAUAGGUCAGUUGAAAGCACUCUCUUCACUCAACUUGAGCUUCAACAACUUAAAUGGGGAGAUCCCAGAAUCGGUCAGCAACCUCAAAAAUCUGAUGGUCCUAGACCUGUCUUACAACCAUCUGACAGGUGAAAUCCCUUCCGCACUGGUGAACCUGCACUUUCUUUCUGAAUUCAUCAUCUCUUACAAUGACCUUGAAGGUCCUGUACCUAUUGGAGGUCAGUUCAGUACAUUUCCAAGAUCCAGUUUUGCUGGAAACCCAAAGCUAUGCAGCCCAAUGCUUGUACAGCAUUGCAAUUUGGCAGAAGCAGCUCCAACCUCCCCUAUCUCCACAAAGCAGUAUAUCGACAAGGCCGUCUUUCUGAUUGCAUUUGGUGUGUUCUUUGGAGUAGGUCUACUAUAUGAUCAGACAAUCAUGUCCAGGUAUAUUGGGCAAACCAGUUAA